CGCGCGAAACUUUCUUCUGUGUUUAUUUAUUUGAAAAUGGCGAUUCACAUACAAAACGGGAAAAAUGGUCUUAAAACAAAUAGAGAACUAACGAAAGAAAUUCAUAGUAUUCCUCUUAAAAUUCAUGCAGAUUGUGAUGCCGAAGUUUCUAAAUAUUUCUUGCAAAAAAAAUCAGAAGCUGGUUUAAAAUAUGCCUCAUUCAGGGGAUACCCACUAAUAGGCAAAGAGUUAAGUCUUCCACAAGGUUAUAAAGGUUUAGUGUUACACGAGACAGUAAAACCUUCUACUGAAACUGAGGAAAGAAAAUUUUAUGUGCUCCAUACCUUUGAUGAUUUUACCUAUUGGAAUUGGGGAAAAAUUCCUAGUCAGAAUGAUACCCUAGUUCAAGCUAUGGAAUGGAUAGAUAUAGCAGAAGCACUUCAUAGUCCUAUAGAUGAAUAACAAGCCGGUAAUAUCGUAUAGAUCCAAUUGGAAUCAAACACCAAAACUGUUAUUUGUGCCUUAUUAAAUUGAUUGUUAAAAAUUAUUUUUCCUAUACCUCUAAUAAAGAUAUAAUUUCUCAUUGAA
Molecule: messenger RNA, 567 nt
Organism: Harmonia axyridis
Lineage: Eukaryota; Metazoa; Arthropoda; Insecta; Coleoptera; Coccinellidae
Product: ribonuclease H2 subunit C
Exons: 3
Coding region: 37-441 (134 amino acids)
Biological process (GO): RNA catabolic process
Cellular component (GO): ribonuclease H2 complex
Source: RefSeq, a predicted model, not a curated record